Messenger RNA from Ctenocephalides felis (cat flea), 3589 nucleotides. RefSeq names its product SWI/SNF complex subunit SMARCC2 (gene mor). The transcript has 16 exons. NCBI's taxonomy places the organism in Eukaryota, Metazoa, Arthropoda, Insecta, Siphonaptera, Pulicidae. The coding region runs from base 192 to 3173 and encodes 993 amino acids. Gene Ontology annotation, cellular component: SWI/SNF complex. The record is from RefSeq and is a predicted model, not a curated record. Gene Ontology annotation, molecular function: histone binding; DNA binding. Gene Ontology annotation, biological process: positive regulation of DNA-templated transcription.
UAUCGUUUACGACAUAAGUCAUUUUAUCUAUGGUACCGGGUGUCACUUAUGUUUGUUAGAAAAACUAGCGUCGUAUGUGAUUUCGUGUUUUUCACUUAUUUCAGACGUGCACAGUGAAAAAACAUUCAUAUUGUGUCACUUGCGUGUGUUUUAUUUUAUUGUCGCAAAGUAUUUUUAAUAAUUUUACCAAUAUGAUGGCUUUUGGGCCUAAAAAGGACGGCAGCCCUAAUGCCGAAUUCUUCAGCUCUCCAGAAACUCUAACUCAUUUUGAGGGAAUUCGUUUGUGGAUACAAAAACAUUGUAAAAAGUAUGUACAAACUGACCCACCAACUAAAGAAAGUCUUUCGUCUUUAAUUAUACAACUAUUACAAUUUCAAGAAACUAAACUGGGUAAAAAUGCAGUAGAUCCUCCAAUGACAAGAUUACCAAUGAGAUUGUUUCUUGACUUCAAACCGGGCGGGUCAUUAUGCGUUAUUCUAGCAGCUAUGUAUAGAUUUAAAUUAGAGCAGAGAUGGAGAAAAUUUGACUUUCAGAUUGGGAAAAAUCCUUCCCGAAAAGAUAUAAAUGUCAAUAUGUUGAUGGAAAUUGAAGCCGCAUUGUUAGAAGCAGAAUGCCUACGUUUACCAGCAAUUUAUAUUCGUUCAGAUGUGGAUAAACAGUUAGUAAACAAAAUAAAGGAUCUGGUUACCAGUCAUCAAGGAGAGAUUGUAGAUGAUGAAGAAGAAGCAACACACAUUAUCUACCCCACUGUUGAUCCUUUAGAGGAAGAGUUUGCCAGACCAGUAUUGAGAAGAGAGAAGAUGACCUUGAUGCACUGGUAUUAUUUUCCAGAUUCUAGAGAUUCCUGGAUCAACAUUGAUAUACCUAUGGAAAAUCCAGAAUCUCCAAGCAAUAGAAGAAACGUUUGGCGCGUAUCUGCAACAUGGGUCUUAGAUCUGGAGCAGUACAAUGAGUGGAUGACAGAGGAAGACUAUGAAGUUGAUGAAAAUGGAAAAAAGAAGGUACAUCCAGCCAGAUUAUCUGUGGAAGAUAUAAUGCAACCUCCUGACGAGAAAAAGAAAUCUAAGACUAAACGACGCAAGUCACCCUCACCACCGCCUAAAGCUGCAAAACGAAAAAGUGGAAGGUCUCCGGCUGUAGUGGUUUCAAAAAAACCAAGAGCAGAAGAAGAAGAAGAGAAACCAGAUCAUACUAAGGAUAUGGAGGAUCCUGUUUCAGAGCCUGUCAUAACAGAGGUUUCAAAACUUAUAACAAGUGGACCUGCAACACCUACAACACCGCUCACAAGUCGCACAAAGGACAGUGACCUUCAACCUAUUAAAGGAGGUACUGUGACAGAACUUGAAGAAGACGAUAAAGAUGAUUCCCAGCCAAGCAAAAUUAGCGACACCACAACUCAAGAUUUCAUAAGCAAAGAUGAUAUGGAAGAUAAUGUUACAGAGCAAACACAUCAAAUAAUCAUUCCAUCAUACUCAGCUUGGUUUGAUUACAAUUCUGUUCACACAGUUGAGAAAAGAGCAUUGCCAGAAUUUUUCAAUGGAAAAAAUAAAUCCAAGAGUCCAGAAAUCUACUUAGCAUAUCGAAACUUCAUGAUUGAUACAUAUAGACUUAAUCCAACAGAAUAUUUGACAAGCACUGCUUGCAGAAGAAACCUCGCUGGAGACGUCUGUGCGAUUAUGAGAGUUCAUGCUUUUCUAGAGCAAUGGGGCCUAAUAAAUUAUCAGAUUGAUACUGAUUGCCGACCAUCAUCUAUGGGUCCUCCCCCAACAUCUCACUUCCAUGUGUUAGCGGAUACUCCCUCUGGAUUACAACCAGUUAAUCCAUUAAAAACUCAACAACCAUCUGCUGCUGCUAAAAUUUUGUUAGACAUGGAUAAAAAGACUCCUGAUCAGACUUCUAAAUUGGAAGAAGGCACUCCUUCACCUGGUGUAACAGUUAAGUCAGAGAGUGAUACGUUUGCUUCAACAGGAGGACAAUUUGGCCUUAAGCUUGAUCAGUAUGCUAAAAAACCAUUAGCAAUGAGGAACAAACAGGCAGCUGGAUUGUCUAGAGAGUGGACUGAUCAGGAAACUCUUUUACUACUUGAAGGUUUAGAAAUGUAUAAAGAUGAUUGGAACAAAGUGUGUGAACAUGUUGGUUCUCGAACUCAAGAUGAAUGCAUUUUACAUUUUCUGCGAUUGCCCAUUGAGGAUCCAUAUUUAGAAGAUGCAGAAGCUGGAGGAGCAUUAGGUCCAUUAGCUUAUCAACCCAUACCAUUCAGUAAAGCAGGCAACCCCAUAAUGUCAACUGUUGCAUUUUUGGCAUCAGUUGUAGAUCCACGGGUGGCUGCUUCAGCAGCUAAGGCUGCAAUGGAGGAAUUUGCUAGUAUAAAGGAUGAAGUACCUGCUGCACUGAUGGAUGCUCAUAUGAAAAAUGUAGAAAGCUCUAGUGUUGACGGCAAGUACGAUCCUAGUGCUGGUUUAGCCCAAAGUGGAAUAGCAGGCACUACAGUAGAAAAAGAAAGCAGUUCUGAAGACAACAAAGAAAAUGAUAAAGACAAAGAAAAUAAUGCAAAUGAGAAAGUUAAGGAUAAGAAUGAUAAGUCUGAAGACAUGGAAAUAGAUAAACCAGUAGAUGAAAAAGAAAAAACUGAAGCUGAGACUAAGGACUCAACUAAAAAUGAAGGUCCAGCUCAAGUAACUGUGGUUAGCAAGGAUAGCAGCUUGCAGAGUGCUGCAGCAGCGGCUCUCGCCUCUGCCGCAGUUAAAGCAAAGCAUUUAGCUGCUGUAGAAGAACGUAAAAUUAAAUCCUUGGUAGCUCUUUUAGUAGAAACACAAAUGAAGAAACUUGAAAUAAAAUUGAGGCAUUUUGAAGAAUUAGAAACAACUAUGGAACGAGAGAGAGAAGGUUUGGAAUACCAAAGGCAACAGUUAAUAACUGAACGACAACAAUUUCACUUAGAACAACUUAAAGCAGCAGAAUUUAGAGCUCGACAACAGGCACACCACAGAUUACAACAAGAACAGCAACAAAAUCAGUCAUGGCUAACACAGAAUCAAACACUGCAUUCAGGAAAUAAUACUACUUCAUUACAAAGUAGUAAUUGUCCACCGCAAGGAGGUGAUGGAAACUCUGCUGGAACGCCCCCUUCACCUCAAGCUGCUGUGGUUCAAUCACCGCAAGCUCAAGCUUAAUAUAAUUUCUUUCAUAUGAAAAUAUACCAUAGUUUUUACUUAAACAUCUGUGAAUAUUUGAAAUAGAUAGAUAUAAAUCAUAAAUUUAAUUUUGUUGAAUUUAUCAAAAUUAAAUUUAUUUAUUUAAUGUUUGAAUAAUAAAUUUUGUGAAAAAUUUAUAUCAAAUUUCAAAAGUUUUGCAUCCAAAACUUUUUCAUAAACACAAAUUAUCAACAUUCAACAAAGUAUAAUCCAUGAGCAGUUUUCUUGAAAUAAUUUUAAGAUACAUGUAGCAAUCAUAAUUUAAUUAUACAUCAUAAAAGCACUGUAAAAAUAUAAUUAAACAACAAUUAAUUAUACCUUAUUAUUCUAGAAUCAAAUCUAUGCUCCACAUGUUUGCAGAAUAAUUCAUGAUUGAGUCAGAUUUUCUACUAUAC